Molecule: messenger RNA, 1077 nt
Organism: Parastagonospora nodorum SN15
Lineage: Eukaryota; Fungi; Ascomycota; Dothideomycetes; Pleosporales; Phaeosphaeriaceae
Exons: 4
Coding region: 1-1077 (358 amino acids)
Source: RefSeq, a predicted model, not a curated record
AUGAUGGCGAGCGUGCAGAACGAGAUGACAUUCCAGUAUGUCGGUCAAGAUGCAGAGGCCCAGUUGGGCGCCACAAGAAGCGAGCUAUUGGGCUUGAACGACGGUACAGCGGUGCUUUACGAAGGCCAACCCGAUUGGGUGUUUAUUGACAAAAGACGGGAUGACCUGAUGAUCGCCUUUCCUCAAGAGCAAAUCGAGGUCAAUCGUCUCUUGGGACAACUUCGAAACCAAUUGCGCGAUCAAGUUUACGACCAUCUCUGGAAUGAGGACGCGAUCGAUCUCGUUGACGGGCAGCUUGAACUACCCUUCAACAACGUUCGAGACGAACGUCUCUCCCACGACUGGGUUCUUCAAGCACCUUUCUUCGCUGACGCGAGCAUUGUCGGAGAAUCUUUUGCACGAGAAGCGGCAACAUACUUCUUCCGCAUGUUGACAGACAACGAAGUCGACUACCAUAUACUACAGGCUUACCUGCGCAUUAAUUCGUUUGGCAACAUAAGCCUACACCCUGGAGAGAUCAUACGUCGUCUCAGGAUCGACGUCUCUUAUCAGUCUGACCCUUAUAGCUUUGCAUACGCGGACCUGAAGCGCAACCUAGAGAGCCUCUUGGAUCUAUCAGUACGGAACGACUUGACCGUCGAAGUCUUCCUCGAUCGAGAACUACAGUUUAGCCGCAACUUCUUCCACAUCAUGGACAUGAUCAUGCCCAUUUACCAGAUCCUCGUGGAGAAAGGCGUGAUGAUCAAGGUAUUGGGCCAUCGCUUCUUUACUCCGAAGUGGCGGCAGGACGUAGAGAAUACAAAUGAAGCCGAACAAAAGCGAUACAUCACUACAGCGGAGAUGCUCAACUACUACUUCGAUGGCACCACAGAAGAGUGGUUCACGAUGAAAGAUACUGAGAUUGCUUCGAUCAAGAACCCGAGGCGCAGGCAGAGAUGCCACGAGGUCCUGGAGGUCAUGCGGCACAAUUUCAGAGACGCUGGUGUUCUCGUAUGGGAUGGAGCAUCGCCACGCGUAACUUGGCCAGAUGAACCUCUGCCCACAUACACUAGACCGGCAGGUCUUUUCGAACGAUAA